Messenger RNA from Aspergillus heteromorphus CBS 117.55, 2238 nucleotides. RefSeq names its product glycoside hydrolase family 2 protein. Gene Ontology annotation, molecular function: hydrolase activity, hydrolyzing O-glycosyl compounds. Gene Ontology annotation, biological process: carbohydrate metabolic process. The record is from RefSeq and is a predicted model, not a curated record. The transcript has 2 exons. NCBI's taxonomy places the organism in Eukaryota, Fungi, Ascomycota, Eurotiomycetes, Eurotiales, Aspergillaceae. Bases 30 to 1955 code for a protein of 641 amino acids.
CAACCCCCCUCGGCCGUGGCGAAAAAGUCAUGCCCGACUACCCCCGCCCCGACUUUCAACGUCCCGACCUCAACUGGACCUCCCUCGAUGGCGCGUGGGAUUUCCUCUUCGACGAUGCCGACCACGGGCUGACGCAGGGCUGGCACCACCAGGGCCUCCCGGCCCAGACCGACACCCACCCGCGCGGCCGCAUCCAGGUCCCCUAUGCCUUCCAGACCCCGGCCUUGGGCAUUGGUCUCCACGAGGCCCACGAGGUCCUGUGGUACGAGCGCCCGCUGACGGACAUCCGCACCGCCGCCGAGCAGGCCCGCGGCCACCGGCUGGUCCUCCGCUUCGGGGCCGUGGACUACGAGUGCACCGUCUGGGUCGAUGGCCAGCGCGUCGGGGGCCAUCGCGGCGGCCACGUCCCCUUUGACCUCGACGUCUCUGAUGCCUUUCGGUCCGAGGGACCCCCCGCCACGCGCCGGCUGACCCUCCGCGUGCGGGAUUCCCCGUAUGACCUCAGCCAGCCGCGGGGGAAGCAGUACUGGGGCCCCGUGCCCGACUCCAUCUUCUACACCCCGACCAGUGGCAUUUGGCAGUCCGUCUGGCUGGAGAGCCUCCCCCGCAUGCGGCUCGGAGGAAGCAGCGAGGGCACCGUGUUGCGAUCGGAUGACAUUGCCGGUGGCCACCUGCACGCCCGGGUCGCGGUGCUGGGGCGCCCGGCGGGCACCAAGCCCCAGGUGGAAGUGGAGGCCCGUCUCGGCGGCGUGCUGGUGAGUCGCGGCCGACAGCAUCUGGUCUCCGACCGCGAUUGGGCCAGUGUCGAUGUGGACAUGCGCGUCUCGGAUCCCACGCCCCUGCAGGUCCGCGAUGCGGCCUGGAAGGGUGGAGUCGCCCUCUGGGCCCCGGAACACCCCGUGCUGUAUGACCUGACGCUGCGCCUGUGCGACGAGUCCGGGGGUCUCGUGGACACCGUCGAGAGUACCACGGGGAUGCGCAGGAUCUCCUGGACCCGUGGUGAUGGCACCUUCCGCCUCAAUGGCAAGCCGUGCUUUCAGACCCUGGUGUUGGAUCAGGGAUACUGGCCCGAGACCGGUCUCACGCCGCCGUCCCAGGCGGCCCUGCGCGCCGAUAUCGAGAUGGCCCAGCGCAUGGGCCUCAACGGCUGUCGGAAGCACCAGAAGGUGGAGGAUCCGGUGUUCCACUACUGGGCCGACCGGCUGGGAUUCCUGGUCUGGGGCGAGAUCGCGAACGGCUACGCGUUUGGCGACGACUACAUCGACCGCUUCAACAGCGAGUGGACGGAGGCGGUGCGGCGCGACCUCAACCACCCCUGCAUCGUGGCCUGGACCCCGUUCAACGAGAGCUGGGGGUAUCCGUCGCUGAAGGACAACGUCGACCAGCGCAACCACAUCCGCGCCGUCUACUACCUGACCAAGACCCUCGAUCCCACGCGUCCCAUCAACGACAACUGCGGCUGGGAGCACGUCUGCACGGACCUGACCACCUACCAUGACUAUUCGGACUCGAUCGAGCUGGCCUCCUCCUGUGCGGACCUGGAGCGCGGCAUCCUGGGUAAGAAAUCCGAUCGCGACAUGUUCGUCGGCCCGGUGGCGCAGGACGCGGGCAGCCGCCAUGCCCCCGGCGCCCCGGUGAUCUGUUCGGAAUUUGGCGGGGUGAACAUCGUCCCCGCCAAGGGCACCGCCGCGGGCGAUCGGGACUGGGGCUACACGACCGCCAGUGACCCCGAGGACCUGCUGGCCCGGCUGGACAGGUUGGUCAUGGGCAUCGUUCAGGGCGGACACACCUGUGGGCUGGUGUAUACCCAGCUAUGUGACAUCGAACAAGAGGUGAACGGCUUGUAUUCGUAUGAUCGAAAGGAAAAGGUCCCGGCGGAUCGGGUCAAGGCCCUUAUGGAUGCGGCUCACCGAUUCUAUCAUGAAAGGGUGGCCCCGAAGGAGGGUGCCGUGUGAAUCAGAGGGAUGGCUCGUGCCGGCUAUGUAUGCUAAGUGCUAUGCAUGCAAAUUAUGCAACGUGGCAUAAACCCUCAAACACACGGUCCCAUACAUCCAAGGCUAUUUCCUAUGUACUAUAGCGUAGGCAAUGGCUGUCGUGGAGAGUGACAUGAGGACUCCGAUUGAGAAUUGUUUUGACUUGCGUGUUUACAUAACCAUGAUGUGGAGUCAUGUCCUUGGAACCCAGGGUUUACUCGGUACCAUACUGAAUCAGAUGGGAAUGUAUAGAUUUCGUUACGAG